Grammomys surdaster is the source of this 570-nucleotide messenger RNA. It is a transcript of the gene Tex50, whose product is annotated as testis expressed 50. Bases 1 to 570 code for a protein of 189 amino acids. The transcript is spliced from 2 exons. The record is from RefSeq and is a predicted model, not a curated record. NCBI's taxonomy places the organism in Eukaryota, Metazoa, Chordata, Mammalia, Rodentia, Muridae.
AUGUCUACCCAAAGACUAUCUGUGCUUUCUCCCCUCCUGUUCUUCUGCUUCUUCAGAGAGAGUUUCUCCAUUUGUGACGGAACCACCUGGACAAAGGUCGGAUGGGAGAUUUUCCCAGAAGAAGUUCACUACCUGAAAGUUAAGGUUCCCCCAUCCCACUGCCUACCUUAUCCUCUGGACAAACUCUGCUGCAACUUUGCUAACAUGGACCUAUUACAGAGUUCCUUACACCUCACUUAUAUCUUAGUACAAGCUCUCUUCUUAAUCCUGUUUGCUUUAUCUGUGCAUUACCUAUGGAUGAAAUGGACAAGACACCAAAAAAAGCUGAAAAAGCAAGCCUCUUUAGAGAAACAUGCUAACGACCGUGACCUGAGCCCAUCCAUCUAUGACAUUGAACAAAUACUCUGCAGACUACUGGCCACAACAUCAAUGAUGACCAAGUUCCUGAAGCAGGUGUCUCACCAUUCUUCUGUUAAAAAAGUUAAGCAACAACGUAAAUUAAGGAGGAAGAAGAGUAAAGGAGUAGAGGAGCAAAAGAACACUACUAACCCUAAGCACAUGCAUAUGUAG